AUGUCUUUCUCCAGCAAUAACUACUUAAGGAGCACAAGCUCCACUCUCCAACCCACUGGACCAAGCCUAGGCAGUUCUAUCUACAGACAAACAUCCAUCAAAAAAUACCGAGCACCCAGUGUCCAUGGAGGAGCUGGUGGUUAUGGAACCCGUAUUUCCACUGGUGUCAACUAUGGUGGUGGCUCUUGGGGUAGCUUUGGCGGUGGUUUUCAACCCAACGCUUUCACCAAUGACCUUCUUCUUGCUGGCAAUGAGAAGGUGACCAUGCAGAAUUUGAAUGACCGUUUAGCUUCGUACCUGGAAAAAGUGCGCUCCUUAGAAACCGGCAACUCCCAUCUUGAGAAGCGGAUCCGGGAGUGGUAUGAAAACACCUCCCCUGCCACUAGACAAGACUACACCGCAUAUUACAAAACGAUUGAAGACCUCCAAAACCAGAUUGCUGCAGCACGACUAGAUAACACCCAGCUCGUCCUGCAGAUUGACAACACCAAGCUGGCUGUCGAUGAUUUCCGAGUAAAGUAUGAGACUGAGCUGGGGCUCAGACAAAGCGUGGAAAAUGACACAGCGGGGCUGCUGAGACUAAUUGAUGACUUGACCUUGAUAAAGGCUGACUUGGAGCACCAAGUGGAAGGGCUGAAGGAAGAACUGGCUUACCUCAAGAAGAACCAUGAAGAGGAAAUGGCAAGAUUGCGCCAGCAGCUGAGCGGCACGGUGACAGUGGAGGUGGAUGCCGCUCCAAGCAUUGACCUCGCGCAGAUUAUGGACAAUAUGCGUCAGCAAUAUGAAACCAUGGCAGAUAAGCACCGCCAAGAAGCUAAGCAACGGUUUGAAAAACAGAUUGAAGAAUGGAAUGUGGAAAUAACCACCAAUUCCCAACAAGUUGAGAGCAACAGAAAUGAGAUUACAGAUCGGCGACGCAUUCUCCAGGGCCUGGAGAUUGAACUCCAGUCCCAGCUUGGUUUGAAAACAAAUGCGGAGAAUGCCGUGGCAGAGAUUGAAGCACGUUAUGGGGUGUACCUGGCCCAAAUACAAGCCUCCAUUGCGAAUGUGGAGGCCCAGCUGCUGCAGCUGCGGGAAGACAUGGAGCGGCAGAGUUCCCAGUACAACAGCCUCUUGGAUAUUAAGGUCCAGCUAGAGGCAGAGAUUGCCACUUAUCGCCGCUUGCUGGAAGGAGAGGACAGCAGAUAUCAGUUCCCCUCGAGAAUAUGUAAUCCCAGGAGAUCUUCAACCACCACUCGGAAGAUCAAAACCGUUGUUGAAGAGAUGGUUGAUGGAAAAGUGGUGUCAUCCCAAGUCAGAGAGAGAGAAGAGAAGAUGUAG
This is a messenger RNA of Euleptes europaea (tarantolino), 1320 nucleotides long. Its product is annotated as keratin, type I cytoskeletal 19-like. Gene Ontology annotation, molecular function: structural molecule activity. NCBI's taxonomy places the organism in Eukaryota, Metazoa, Chordata, Lepidosauria, Squamata, Sphaerodactylidae. The record is from RefSeq and is a predicted model, not a curated record. The transcript has 8 exons. The coding region runs from base 1 to 1320 and encodes 439 amino acids.